AUCCUGAAUUUCCCGGUAACCAAACAGAUCUUUAACAUCCUCCUUCCAUCGUCCAAAAAUUCAAAUGCUUUUAAGACCCAACCGCUCUGUCAAGUCUCACUCUAGUAAAUGUUGAAUGGUUCAACUGCUGUGGAAAAAUGGCAGCACAAACCAAACUCUCAUCGCCCUCCUUGAAAAUUGCCGAUCAAUGUCUGAAUUCAAGCAAAUUCAGGCUUUCUUCAUCACCUCUGGCCUCUCCCAACAUCACCCUUUUGCCUCAAGGCUCCUAUCUUUCUCUGCAAUUUCCAGUUGGGGCGAUAUCGAUCACUCGUAUCGCAUUUUUCUGCAAAUUCCCAGCCCAACAAUCUCCAACUGGAACAGCAUCAUAAGGGGUUUCUCCAAAGGCAAAAACCCAAAUCCAUCUGUCUCAGUAUUUGUCAAAAUGCUGCGGUUUGGGGUCUGCCCCGACCACCUAACAUACCCCUUUGUUGCAAAGGCAAUCGCGCGUCUGUCAGAGCUCCGGCUCGCAUUGGCGGUGCAUUGCCGCAUUGCGAAAGAGGGCUUGUGGUUUGAUAGGUUUAUUGCGAAUUCUUUGAUCCAUAUGUAUGGUUCUUGUGGCGAUAUCGGAUCUGCCCGUAAGGUGUUUGAUGAAAUGCUUAUGAGAAACUCGGUUUCUUGGAAUGCAAUGCUGGAUGGGUAUGCCAAGUGUGGGGACUUGGACUCGGCCCGCCAAGUGUUUGAGUUGAUGCCGGAUAGAGAUGUCGUGUCGUGGAGUUCGAUGAUUGAUGGUUGUGUCAAGGGUGGUGAGUAUGGCGUGGCUCUGGCCAUUUUUGAGAGAAUGCGGGUGCUGGGGCCUAAGGCGAAUGAGGUGACAAUGGUGAGCGUUUUGUGUGCUUGUGCCCACUUGGGGGCGCUCGAGCAAGGGAGGGCGAUGCAUCAGUACAUGGUGGAUAAUACAAUGCGGUUUACUUUAGUGUUGAGGACGUCGCUUAUGGACAUGUACGCCAAAUGUGGGGCGAUAGAGGAGGCUAUUGCUGUGUUUCGUGGGGUUCCAAUGGAUCAAACCGAUGUUUUGAUGUGGAACACCAUCAUUGGAGGGCUCGCAACACAUGGACUAGUUCGUGAGUCACUUGAGUUGUUCAAGGAAAUGCAAGUUCUAGGAAUUGUUCCUGACGAGAUCACAUACUUGUGCUUGUUGAGCGCUUGUGCUCAUGGGGGUUUAGUACAUGAAGCUUGGCAUUUCUUCAAGUCCCUUGGGAAACAAGGCAUGGUGCCCAAGAGUGAGCACUAUGCCUGCAUGGUGGAUGUUCUAUCACGCGCAGGCCAAUUAGCAGAGGCAUACGAUUUCAUAGCUCAAAUGCCAAUGGAACCAACCGCUUCAAUGCUAGGUGCUCUGCUUAACGGGUGUAUGAACCAUAGAAGAUUCGACCUUGCAGAAAGAGUUGGGAGAAAGCUUAUAGAAUUGGAGCCUGAUCAUGAUGGUAGGUACAUUGGUUUAUCAAACGUUUAUGCAGGCGUGAAGCUCUGGGACAAUGCGAGAAUGAUGAGGGAAGCCAUGGAGAGGAGAGGGGUGAAGAAAUCACCCGGGUUUAGUUUUGUGGAAGUGUUGGGAACUCUUCAUAGAUUCAUAGCUCAUGAUAAAACACAUAACGAUUCAGAGAAAAUUUAUAUGAUGCUGAACACCAUUGUGAGGCAAAUGAUGGUUGAUGUUGAUUUUGAAACUCAAGAACGUGGUUUCUAUGAUAUAGAAGUCUGAAUUGAUCUGAGAUGGAUUGUUUGUAUGGUAACUCAUGAGUGAUUGUAAAUGGGAGAGCUGUGAUUCAGGAUUUAUGGCACAUUUUCUUGUGGCUUCAAGAAUCAAGCCAAUGUUUGCUUCUCAAGAAAAGAGUAGCCCCUUUUGCCAAGGCCCUCCUCUCAUUUGAAAUAUAUUUUUAUUUGUCUUUAAUUUAAGACAAUUAAAGUGGAAGUGAUGAUGAAGUUUCAUUA
Molecule: messenger RNA, 1965 nt
Organism: Vitis riparia (riverbank grape)
Lineage: Eukaryota; Viridiplantae; Streptophyta; Magnoliopsida; Vitales; Vitaceae
Product: pentatricopeptide repeat-containing protein At5g08305
Exons: 1
Coding region: 116-1735 (539 amino acids)
Biological process (GO): RNA modification
Molecular function (GO): RNA binding; protein binding
Source: RefSeq, a predicted model, not a curated record